AAAUGAAAGUGGCGCUGUUUCUGAACACAACUUUUCUCUCCAGGCCGCAUUUUUCUUCUCGGACUGUCGACGUCAACGCGAGCUUCCUUGGCCACGACUCUUCAUGGGAAAUAGCAUUUGUGACAAUCUUCAGCAGAAGGACGUAAAGAUGACGUCAGUAGAUUACACUAUCGGAGGAGUGAAGGUUCAAUUCCCCUGCAAGGCUUAUCCUUCCCAGCUAGCCAUGAUGAACUCUAUCUUAAGGGGUUUGAACAACAGCCAGCACUGUUUACUGGAAAGUCCCACAGGAAGUGGCAAGAGUUUGGCUCUGCUCUGCUCGGCACUGGGAUGGCAGCGAGCGCAGCUUGAUAAAAUGCGAGGAGGAGGAGGAAAAUGUGAAGAAGAUUCUAGUAAAAGGUGCAGCGAUGACAAGCGGUCAAAGAUGAUGGAGACAUGUGACUGUGUCUGCCACUGCAAAGUCCCAGCUUCCUCCAAUGCAACACCAGAUGUUAUUGAUCUGACCGAGUCUCCUUGCAAAGACAUCAAUCUGCCUGCACCAUCACCAGCUGUUCCCAGGAAAAAGUGGGCUGACAUUUCUCAUCUUCACAUCACCGCUGACCAAGAUGAUUUCCAGCCAAAGAAGAAACGUAUUCGCACUGCUGAACAAAAGGGGGUGGUGUUUAUAGAAGAGACGCCACAGCUGGAAAGUUCUCAGAGUCUUCCCGUGACACCUAAAAGCCAUUCAGCUGAUUUGUUGUCUUCUUGCUCUGUGAGUACAUCUCCUGAAUGCUGCCAGUGUCCGUGUGCUGCAGCCAAAGGCAAAGUGAAAGAUGGCGACGGCACCAAGAAGGUCCCAAAGAUCUUCUUUGGCACACGCACACACAAACAGAUCACUCAGGUGGCCCACGAGCUGAGACGUUCUGCAUACUGCACCACUCCCAUGACCAUCUUGUCCAGCAGGGAACACACCUGUGUCAACGCCCAGGUGGCUCCUCACCCACACCGCAACGAACUCUGCAAGGAACUGAGAGAAGCCAAAGAUGGCAAGUCGUGCCGUUACCAUCAUGCAGUAAAGAAGAUGAGCCACCAGAGCGACCUGCAGUCACAUGGUCUACAAAAGGCCUGGGACAUCGAGGACUUGGUGUCCUUGGGCAAACGUCUUCGUGCUUGUCCUUACUACGCUGCUCGUGAACUCAUGCAGAGCUCCCACAUCAUCUUCUGUCCUUACAACUACCUCCUGGACCCCAUGAUCCGAGAGAGUAUGAGCAUCGACCUGGCGGGCCACAUCCUGGUGCUGGAUGAAGGCCACAACAUAGAGGACUGUGCCAGGGAGAGUGGCAGCUUCAUUCUGGACCACAAGACGUUGCUGCUGUGCAGAGAUGAGCUGGAUGUGAUGGUCAGCAGGAAGAUCCGAGUGUUGGAGCAUGUUCCUCUCAGAGACUUCUGCUGUGCCAUGGACAACUGGAUCCAGUCCAGCCAAGACCUUCUGGUGGAUCGAGGAUAUGAACAUGCAAGUAAAGUCUGGAGUGGAAAAGAUGUUCUAGGACUUUUUCACAGCCGAGGCAUCACUGUGGACACCUUCCGGAUCUUGCAGAAACAUCUGAUAGCUGUGCUGGAGAAGGAGGAGGUGGAGGUGUCGCUAGAUGGCACAGAGGACCGAGUGCAGUGUUCUACCAUCAGCUCUUCAGCAGCCACUGUCCUCAAAGGUCUCUUCAUGGUGCUGGACUUCCUCUACAGAGACAACUGCAGGUACUGUGAGGACUACAGAGUUGCCCUCCAGAAGAACUAUGCAUGGACCAACAAGGCCCCUCCCACCACUCAGGAUGUUUCUGGCUUCAUGAACAUUCCAAGUCACAAACAACGCAAGAAGAUCAAAGUGAAGACUGAAGUUGUGACCGUGAGCUUCUGGUGCCUCAACCCUGCUGUGGCUUUUUCCGACCUGAGUGGCAAAGUUCACAGCAUUGUUCUGACUUCAGGGACUCUGUCACCUAUGAGCUCCUUCUCCUCAGAACUGGGGGUGAAAUUUUCCAUCCAACUGGAGGCCAGUCACGUCAUCAACAGAUCUCAGGUGUGGGUUGGCACAGUGGGCGAGGGUCCUCAAGGCAGGAAACUGUGUGCCACCUUCCAACAUGCUGAGACCUUCAUCUUCCAAGAUGAAGUGGGUGCUCUGCUGCUGCAUGUCUGCCAGGUGGUCUCCAAGGGGGUCCUCUGCUUCUUCCCCUCCUACAAGAUGCUGGAUAAGAUGCGGGAUCGGUGGAUCACCACCGGAGCUUGGGAGAAACUAGAACAGCUGAAAACGGUGAUAACAGAACCUCGUGGUGGCGGGAAGGGUGAUUUUGAUGAGCUGCUUCAGAUCUACUACAGUGCCAUCAAAUGCAGCGAGGAAAGAGAUGGUGCUCUGCUGAUGGCUGUGUGUCGAGGAAAAGUCAGCGAAGGACUGGACUUCACUGACGACAACGCCAGAGCUGUGGUCACCAUCGGAAUUCCUUUCCCCAACAUCAAAGACCUCCAGGUUGAACUGAAGAUGAAGUACAACGACCAACACUGUAAGAGUCGAGGUCUUCUUCCUGGUCGUCACUGGUAUGAGAUUCAGGCCUACAGAGCUCUCAACCAAGCACUGGGAAGGUGUAUCCGACACAGGAAGGACUGGGGGGCUCUAAUCCUGGUGGACGACCGUUACCGUAGCAACCCCAGCAAGUACAUCACAGGUCUGUCCAAGUGGGUGCGCCAGCUGGUCCAGCAUCACGACUCCUUCCCUGGCGCCAUGCAGUCCCUGGCAGCCUUCUCUCAGGCACAGCACAGGUGGUCCUGUGUAGACCACCACACCUCCCCAGAGAACUGCUCAGGAACCAAGGAGUUGCCAAAGUUCUCAGACCUUCAUGGUCCACCUCACACACCUGUCCCAGCUGAGCAGGAAGCACCAGACAUGUUGUCUCCUCCAGAGAAGACUCUUCUUCUAGCAUCAGCUGAAGAAGCUCCUUUGGACCUUUGCCCUCUGACCUCACAUCCCAACCACCACAGCCUUGAAGACCACACACUCUUUUGUACCCCGGAACUGUUUGAAGAGCAGGCGGAGUGUGAAGGUCCCUCACUGGCUUUAGGAAGCCAGCAGUCAGAAGGUCUGAGAGGACCUCAGCUGGUCCAACGCACACCUUCAGCUGACGACAGCCUGAAGGAAGAAGAUCAGGAAUGUGAGGAGGAAGAACUUCUAGUGAGGAAGAAGAUCAGGAAUGUGAGGAGGAAGAACUUCUUGUGAGGAAGAAGAACUUCUAGUGAGGAGGAAGAACUUGUAGAUCCG
Messenger RNA from Nerophis lumbriciformis (worm pipefish), 3277 nucleotides. It is a transcript of the gene brip1, whose product is annotated as BRCA1 interacting helicase 1. Lineage: Eukaryota; Metazoa; Chordata; Actinopteri; Syngnathiformes; Syngnathidae. The record is from RefSeq and is a predicted model, not a curated record. Gene Ontology annotation, biological process: double-strand break repair involved in meiotic recombination; nucleotide-excision repair. Gene Ontology annotation, cellular component: nucleus. Gene Ontology annotation, molecular function: DNA binding; ATP binding; DNA helicase activity.